This is a messenger RNA of Athene cunicularia (burrowing owl), 4062 nucleotides long. RefSeq names its product exostosin like glycosyltransferase 2 (gene EXTL2). The coding region runs from base 973 to 1968 and encodes 331 amino acids. Lineage: Eukaryota; Metazoa; Chordata; Aves; Strigiformes; Strigidae. Gene Ontology annotation, molecular function: glycosyltransferase activity. Gene Ontology annotation, cellular component: membrane. The transcript is spliced from 5 exons. The record is from RefSeq and is a predicted model, not a curated record.
CUUGCCUUGCAAUUUCAUAACUUAAUUGGCAAAACGGAUUGGCACUUUUCUACCGGAAAGUGCCAUGAUGCUAAUUGUAAUGCUUUUGUAUAGGCAUUUAUUUAAAUAGUAUAUUAUCAUUCUUGCUUAUGAUUACAGCCUCUUGUAUGUAGCUGAGUAAACGCAGGAAUGUAUGGCAAGCCAGGAAGUCUCAUUAGUAAACAACACUUAUAUUUUCAUCUUAAGUAUGUUUUUAAAUUUAAACUAAUUAAUCAUUACCGUGUUGGUAAGUAUUGUUGCAGCUAGGUUGCAACUGGAAAAUGAGAAUCUAAGGUUCACUUUUUUAAAAGCACAUACAAACAAGAUAUGGUGGACCUCGGAACUUCUGAGCAGCCACUGCUGCUAAUGAUUUUUAGAAAUCAGGCGUGAUCAUUUACACCUAUAAAAACAACCAAGUGAUUAGCUACUGGAAAUAGUUUCAGUGACCUCUCUGGCCUCCCAAAAUAAGUCAGUGGUAAAAUUGUAACUCAAAUUUGGGAAGGCAUAUGUGUGGACAUAUUCAGGCUGGUAUAUACAGACAAAUUGGCAAUUCUGUGCUUUUAAGGAGCAAGUUUAUAUAACCUAAACAAAUUAAGAAAUUUCACAUUAGUUCAAUUAUUCAAUUGAGUUCAACAAAUUCUUGCUCUCUAAGCUUUCAUAAUACCAUUCCUAAAUAAAAAAUUAAAACUUUUUUUGGUUCAACUAGUUUUAAAAUAACAAUCCCUCCAGCCACCUCGGGCCCUUAGACACAGGUUUCUUAAGCUGCUGUCCUGCAUUGUGUAUAUCCGUCCUUUUUGCGCUCACGCACGUUUGUUUUCCCUUCUGCCAAGGUGCUGAACCAGAUGGGAAGAAAAAAAUGCUGGGUGUUAAACCUCUAACACAAUUGCAGAUUCAAAGAUCACAAGCAACUGUCCUGUAAACACAAGGGGAGAAAACCAAUCCUAUUUGGUAACAAUGAGGUAUUUUCACUUCUGUAAGCUUCCAGGAAGAGUUAUGGGAAUCCGCCUACUACGCUUGACUUCUGUGGUGAUCGUUGUCUUACUUCUUGUGGCAGGUGCUUUAACAGCUUUGCUUCCCAGUAUCAAAGAUGACAAAAUGCCCAAUCUGAGAAGGGAACCAAAAACUCUGAGUCAAUCUGCCUUGGAUUCAUUUACUCUUAUUAUGCAGACAUAUAAUAGAACUGACUUACUGCUAAAGCUCUUAAAUCAUUAUCAAGCCAUCCCCCACCUACAUAAAGUAAUCGUUGUGUGGAACAACAUUGGUGAGAAGAUACCGGAGGAAAUGUGGAAUUCCUUGGGGCCUCAUCCUGUCCCUGUUGUCUUUAAAGUUCAAACUGUAAAUCACAUGAGGAACAGACUCCAGAAUUUCCCUGAGCUGGAAACGAAAGCUGUUUUAAUGAUGGAUGAUGACACACUAGUCAGUGCUCAUGACCUUGCUUUUGCCUUUUCUGUUUGGCAGCAAUUUCCAGAGCAUAUAGUGGGAUUUGUUCCUAGAAAGCACAUUUCUACUCCUUCAGGUGUAUACAGUUAUGGUAGCUUCGAAUUGCAGAACCCUGGAUUUGGAAACGGAGAUCAGUAUUCUAUGGUUCUUAUUGGUGCAGCAUUUUUUCAUAGCAGAUAUUUAGAAGACUUUCAAAGACAGCCAGAAGCUGUUUAUGCCUUAAUAGAUGAAACUCAAAAUUGUGAUGAUAUUGCCAUGAAUUUUCUGGUAGCAAAGCAUACUGGCAAGCCUUCAGGGGUGUUUGUGAAGCCUGUUGAUAUAAGAAAUUUAGAAAAAGACACUAACAGUGGCUAUUCUGGAAUGUGGCACCGAGCAGAGCAUUUGUUACAGAGAUCUUACUGUGUAAAUAAACUGGUUAAUAUUUAUGAUGGCAUGCCUUUAAAAUAUUCUAAUAUCAUGAUUUCUCAGUUUGGUUUUCCUAAUUAUGCCAAUCACAAAAAUAAAUUAUAAGCCAAUGAAUUUAAGGGGUUAGAUGUUAAACAAUACUCAGUGAAGUGUACUGAGUUCAAGGAGAGAAGAAGGUGCAAUUACUGCAUCUUGGCCAUCUUAUUUGUAGCCUCUGAAUUUUUUCCAUAUGGCUUUUUAUGUAAUUUUUUUCUUCCCCUUUCUUACUAAUUUUCCAGGGUAAGCUUUUAGAAAACUUAAAUAUACACCAAUGUUUAGCUGUGAUAAAAUCACCUUCUUUCCUUAAAAUCUGAAAACCUAUUAGUUCAUUAGGCCAGUUCUUCAGAAACUUGCAGACAAAAAUUGACUCCUACCCUGCAGUGCUUAUGCUUUGAUAUUUUUUUUAAAAAAUAUGUAUCUAGUCAAAUGAGGUCUAGGCAUGUAUUUGAUAAUUACCUGUUGAGAUGAUUCCUUGCCUUCCCGCUCCUGUCCUCACCCCCUCCUACCCAGUUCCCAGUGAAACUAUAGAAGGGCUACAGUAAACUGUUGGCCAGGCUUCUAGACUCCUGUACAAAACACCUUUGAAGUUUGUAUAUAAGCUGUUCUUUAUUCUGAGAUGUUUCUGAACCUCCUACAAAAGCCAGCCAGGAAACAGUAGCUCAUCUUAAUCUAAGAUAGUCCUAAAACCAUUGCCUGCAAUAGCUACUACUGCUGAGAUAGUGGAAAAUUAUCUCUGAUGUGGCUUUUUCCCCGAUUAUUAAUAUGCCUAGAGUUGCUGAAACACUGCAAGCAGCUGAAAAGUAAAACCUAGCAGUUGGAAAUGUAAGAAACAUGAAUACAUGAAAUAUGAAACUUAUAUAAGCAUCCAGAAGAAAUGGAUGGGAUAUUGCUUAUUAAUACUCUAUUUAAUACAUAGUUUUAUUUUGAUAUUUUGCAUGUACAUUGUUACAAAAAUGUGCCCAAAAAAUCCUCACUUUUUAAAAAUGUCUUAUUUACAAUUCCUAAUAAGAGCAAGCUGUUCUGCAUUUAUUACAGAGUGUACACUUUGUAAUAUGACAGAUCUACUUUUUUAUAACUACUCCUUCAAAUGAGUAUGCACUUUUUCGUUCUUUUCAUCUCCAAUUUUGGUGGCUAUGACAACAGAAUUAAAAUGUGCAAUGAAUAGGUAAACCCUUAUUAAAAAAAGGUUUGAGUUACAGUGAUAUUUGACAGGGCUGGACUGUUAUCAGUCUCUGAAUCCCCUGGUUUCAUCUAUAAAAAGAAACAAAGCUAUUAAAAGCUUUGGUUAGAUUUGGAUUCUGCAGUUCUGGAAACAUCAUGUUAACAUAGACAGGACACACCUUUCACGUUGCAGUUACAGAACUUUUUUGUGGUAGGAGGAAAUAACAAAAGAUGGUGAUUUUCCUGGAUCACAGGAAGGAAUCAAUUCUGGCAUCCAAAGUAGAUAUAGUUUCAUCUGUAUCAACUCUUAGUUGAUUCUUAGUAUCAGUUCAAAGGUAUCUGUGGGUAAUCAAUAACAGCUAAUACCUAGUACGCAGAUAGCAUCUGCACAAAUGGUGUAUAAUUUUUUGUAAUUUUAGCUGAACAAAGUGGUUGAAAAAUGUGACAAGUUCUUUAUAGCAGGGAUGAUUCUGGGGUUUUUAGGUUUCUUUGGGGGAAUGGACAAUUCUGUCAGUGUUAAAGUUUGGUUUCUGCUCAGUGAAGUCUCCCUAGUACUUUUGCAAGAUUUAAAGGGCAAAAAUCCUGAAACAGCAAUGUAAAGUCUGCUUAAUUUUGUUUUAAUAGUGAAAAGUAGCUUUUAUUUAUUGUGCAAAGUAGUGAAAAGUAUUAUAUAAAUAGGUCUAUGAUCUUUCCAGAAAUGCAACUUUCCUAGUGGUAGUUUACUGCAUUUCAUUUACUUACUGGUCUGUAAUUUCUGUUCUGUGCAGUAUCAACUAGAAUUGUGAAGACUCACAGAUGUUGUUUACCUUACUUUUGAAAUGUGAAAUGAACUGUCAACUCAGCCAAAUCUUAGCAUCGGGUUCUUUGUUGGGGAGGAGUUGUUUUGGGUUGGUGUUUUUUUUUAUUAUUCUGUAUCACUGAAUGAAUUAAUAGAACAAAGCUUUUAUUAUACUGGUAAAUUUAAUUUGUACUGUUGUCAAAUAAAUUACAUAAAACAGA